Alosa sapidissima (American shad) is the source of this 1760-nucleotide messenger RNA. It is a transcript of the gene bub3, whose product is annotated as BUB3 mitotic checkpoint protein. Gene Ontology annotation, cellular component: kinetochore; bub1-bub3 complex; mitotic checkpoint complex. Gene Ontology annotation, biological process: mitotic spindle assembly checkpoint signaling. Gene Ontology annotation, molecular function: ubiquitin binding. The record is from RefSeq and is a predicted model, not a curated record. The transcript has 8 exons. The coding region runs from base 484 to 1464 and encodes 326 amino acids. NCBI's taxonomy places the organism in Eukaryota, Metazoa, Chordata, Actinopteri, Clupeiformes, Clupeidae.
UAGAGCCUGGAGUUCUGAGGAGAUGUGAUUUAAGAAGGUGCUAAUUAGUUUAGAUAUGUAGAAAGGAUUUGGAUAGUAAUGAAAGUGUAAAUAUUGUAUAUAUAGGUCUCCGAUUUUCUAUGAAGUUACUUUGACGUGUUUUUGGACAUAUUCCUCUUUUUAAAGAGGAUAGGGUUUUAUUUUACUUGGGAGUUAAGUUUAGCAGCUAACGUUAGCUAUGAACGUUAAGAUUCUCCGCUAGCUAGAAGCUAACGUUUUACACUGCUACUACAUGGAUCGCCCACCAUCGCGAAGGAGGAACUUGAAUGUGAACCUGACUUCAGUAAAGUAAACCGGAUUGAAGGGAAGACGACGGGGAGGGACAGCGUUCAGACCGGUGUCUCUGUUGGAGGUGUUUGUGUUUGAGGAAGCAGCGGUUUGGGUGGGCUAGUGCUAGCCUUUCCUUCUACGCUACCUGGCUUACUGUCCACCAUCAACGGCUACAUGACUGGGUCAAAUGAAUUUAAGCUCAACCAAGGUCCUGAAGACAGUAUUUCAGCUGUGAAAUUCAGUCCUAGUACGGCACAGUUUUUACUGGUCUCUUCGUGGGACUCUACUGUACGUCUGUAUGAUGUUGGGAGCAAUUCUAUGAGAAUGAAGUAUCAGCAUCUUGCCCCAGUGUUGGAUUGUGCCUUUUAUGACCCCACACAUGCCUGGAGUGGGGGCUUGGAUGCGCAGCUGAAAAUGCACGAUUUAAAUACAGAUCAAGAUACUAUUGUUGGAACACAUGAUGCACCAAUUCGCUGUGUAGAGUACUGCCCAGAGGUCAAUGUCAUGGUAACAGGCAGUUGGGACAGGUCAGUUCGACUGUGGGACCCAAGGACCCCAUGCAAUGCUGGAACCUUUACCCAACCUGAAAAGGUUUACACUCUGUCAGUUGCUGGAGAUCGACUUAUUGUGGGAACAGCUGGAAGGAGGGUGCUUGUAUGGGACCUCAGAAACAUGGGUUAUGUCCAGCAGAGAAGAGAGUCUAGUCUGAAGUAUCAGACUCGUUGCAUCCGUGCUUUUCCAAACAAACAGGGUUAUGUUUUGAGCUCAAUUGAGGGAAGGGUGGCUGUGGAGUAUCUGGAUCCCAGUCUGGAAGUGCAGAAGAAGAAAUAUGCAUUUAAAUGUCACCGUCUGAAGGAGAAUGGCAUUGAGCAGGUCUACCCUGUCAACGCUAUCUCUUUUCACAGUAUUCACAACACCUUUGCCACAGGUGGUUCUGAUGGCUUUGUGAACAUAUGGGAUCCCUUUAACAAGAAGCGUCUGUGCCAGUUCCACCGCUAUCCCACCAGCAUUGCAUCUUUGGCUUUCAGUAUUGAUGGAAGCCUCCUUGCAAUUGCUUCAUCUUAUAUGCAGGAGCAGGGUGAUAUCACACACCCAGAGGAUGCCAUUUUUAUCCGACAGGUCACAGACGCUGAGACCAAGCCAAAGUCAACUUGAAUGUCUCAUGGAUAACCAAUCUCUUGGUCACCUGUUGUCACCUAAUUUUGCCUGUUUUUCCCCUUACACUAUUUUUACUCUUUUUUUCUGCCUCUGUCAUACUCUAGAAUAUGUUUAUUCUCUCCUCUCUUUUUAUUCCCCAUAGUUUGCCAUUUGAAAGACUACUUGUAUAUCGAUUUAGUGUUUUAUGUAUAUCUACUUAGUGUUUUGUGUACAUUUGCAGACUCCAUGCUGCUCUGGCAUCACUCUUACUUGAGUGUUUCCUGGUUUCCAACAAAUAAACAACUGAAAUAUAA